GGCUAGUCCAAACAGAAGAGUAGAACUUUCUAGCACUCUGAUUGAGCUCUCAGUUUGUGUGUGAUUGUAUUCAGAAAUGGCGAAGCGUUUGAUUCCAUCCUUCAAUCGCAUUUUGGUUGAGAAAAUCGUUCUUCCUUCCAAAACGCAAUCUGGAAUUUUACUUCCUGAGAAAGCCCCCCAGCUAAACUCUGCAAAAGUUGUAGCUGUGGGCCCUGGAAGUCGUGAUAGAGAUGGAAAGCUUAUUCCUGUGACUAUAAAGGAAGGAGACACUGUUCUUUUACCAGAGUUUGGGGGCACUCAAGUGAAGCUUGGUGAGAAGGAGUACCAUCUUUACAGGGAUGAAGAUAUUCUAGGAACCCUUCAUGACUAGUGCAUGGUGUUACUUCCAUUCAAUCAAGGAAUUCAAAAUGGCGAUUGCUUUUGAAUGUAGUGGGAUGUUAUCAUGACUACUUAUGUUGUAUCAUGCGAUUUUAGAAAUUUCGAGGUUCUGGUACUGGAGAGAACAGUUUUUGGCGCAUAAUAUAUUAUAUUACCUCUUUGUGGUAAUCUAAGACAAUUCUAAAGUUUAAAGUAAAGCUAAAAUCAAAAUCAAAGGGUUGUCUCAUAUUCCUUUGUAGAUG
Messenger RNA from Carica papaya (papaya), 620 nucleotides. RefSeq names its product 10 kDa chaperonin. NCBI's taxonomy places the organism in Eukaryota, Viridiplantae, Streptophyta, Magnoliopsida, Brassicales, Caricaceae. Gene Ontology annotation, cellular component: mitochondrion. Gene Ontology annotation, molecular function: protein folding chaperone; protein-folding chaperone binding; metal ion binding. The record is from RefSeq and is a predicted model, not a curated record.